AUUUUCAUUCGUUGUUCACUCUCCAUAGCGCGUUGUUCUGUUCCAUCACACAAAACCUCGGUGAGCUCCUGUCUCGAAUCAGAAAAAAUACUCCCUUUUUCUUUAUUUUACACUGACUGUUCUUUUUUUCUGAAAAAGAAUAAAAGAAAAAUAAAAACAGUGAAAAAGAAAAAUACUACGAAUCAAAUAUGGCUGACAGAAAAUACAGUAUAUGAGGAUAAAGUUUUUUAUUCGACUUCGUUCUUCCGGAUCUCAUCUCAACCUCAAGUCUCAACUUUUGUUUUAAAUUUUUAUAAAUUGUGUGUGGACAAAAUAUAAUUCAAAGCAGAUUACAUUCCCGUUGUUGAACUCAAACAAAAGUUCCUAAUAUUUGUUUAAAAUAAAAUAACAAAAAAAAACAACAAUUAUAAAAUAUUGAAAAGUUCUUGGCAUUUAGAAAACAAAAAAAAAAUAUAUAAAACAAAAAUCAGUCUCCCUUGUUUCGGAUAUUCCCUACACUUUUCUUUUUCUGUUGUAAAUUCUGUGAUUCCGGAUUCCCUUUAAGUUCUUCUUCGUCUUUUUUUCUUGGUUUUCCAUAUAAAAUUCAUUCCUACUCUCUUUUGCAAGAUUUCAUCCAUUAUCCAUACAGAAGGGUGUGCGCUGCUCUGUACUCGUACUCGCUGCUGCUGCCUGCUGCUGCUGCUUUGUGCAACGAAGAAUAAAAAUAAAAUAAAGAAAAAAUCAGGAAAAAAGUGUUAAUAAAUAAAAUUGCAUCGAUAUUUUUAAUAUAUAUAAUUUUAUAAGCGAUAAGAAGGAAGUUUUAAGUGAGAAAAUUUCAGUGAAAACAAAUUGAUAUCUUUAGAAUCAUAAAAAAAAGAAAAAAAAAUUACAUGAAACUAUCGCCCCGUGGAUUACCCCCCUCAAGGCAUCAGGAAAAAGAGGACAUCGACAAGGAAGCAAAUUAUUGCAAAAUUAAAUAUUCUUCCAAAAAACUCUCCACAUCUCCAUUGAUAAACCAAAAAUAAAUCCGUAUUCUUGAAACAAUCAACGCACUUCAUAAUUCUUCCCGUAUGCUUCAGAAACUUCAAACGAAUGUUAAAUAUUUUUGGAAAAAAUACAUAAUUUUUUCUACAAAAUAAAAGCAGCAUUUCUUCAAAAACAUUCAACGAAUAUCAUAAUAAAUUUGAUAUUGUUUUAUUUUUUUAUACAAAAUGACUGAACAAAGUAUUAUUGGGGCUCGUGCCUCGGUUAUGGUCUAUGAUGAUACCCAAAAGAAAUGGGUACCAUCGGGCUCUUCAUCUGGUCUCAGCAAAGUGCAAAUCUAUCAUCAUCAACAAAAUAACACAUUUCGUGUGGUCGGACGUAAGCUACAGGAUCACGAAGUCGUCAUUAAUUGUUCCAUACUCAAGGGAUUGAAAUACAAUCAAGCCACAGCGACAUUUCAUCAAUGGCGAGAUUCAAAAUUUGUUUAUGGUCUAAACUUUUCCAGCCAACAGGAUGCCGAAGCUUUUGCUCGUGUCAUGAUGCAUUCGCUUGAGGUGCUUAGUGGUCGUGUAGCUGCCAAUACACCAGCAAUGCCAACAAAUGGCAAUGGCUAUGAGGAGGAUAUGGGCUAUCGAACGAUGACACGUGAGGAUGCUGCAAUAUUACAACAGCAACAGAAUAUGUCGGGAAAUGUAACGCCCUCGGCCCAAACACCAACCUCACAAACAAAUCAAAACAACAUACCACAGAGCCCACCGACGCCACAGGGCCAUCACCGCACAAGCAGAAAUUCCCUUAGUGCACCACCGGCUCCACAACCACCUCCAAUGUCGAUGCCACAACAGAUUUAUGGCCAAAGUCAAAUAACUGCCAAUGGUAUCCUUCAGCAGAAUGGUAUUAUCGGAGGCGGCGGUGGUAGUGUAGGUGGUGGUGGUGGUGUAAAUUCCGGUAUGAUGCAACCGCCACAAGCGCCACCAAAUUCACAAGGCGGUAUUCCACCACAGCAGCAACAACAACAAGCCCAGCAGUCGCAACAACAACAGCAACAAUUACAAUCUAAUCAGCAACAACAACAGAAUCAAUAUCAUGCUCCCCAACAACUCGCACAACAGCACCAUCAACAUCCAGUGUAUUCAUCACAACAAAUGAUAAAUAAUUCAUACCAGCAACAGAAUCAGUAUCAGCAACCCAUCUAUGUGUCAUCUAGUUCUAAUCCAAAUCUAAAUCAUCAUCAAUACUCACAGCAGAACAUUGUCGGCGGCGGUAUGGACAGAGGAAGCUUACCCCCUCUGCCUCCCCAAAACCAACAACAGCAGCCGUCACAGCAAUCCAUGCCAAACGGUCCCAUUUAUGUUUCGUCGUCACAAAGUCAAGGCAUUCCAUCGUCGGCGAGUUCCAAUAGUGUAGUGUAUGGUAGCCAACAGCUGCAACAACAGCCGACACAGCAACUCCAGCAGGCGCCUCCACAGCCACCGCAACCUCCACAACAGCCGUCACAUCUUCCAAUGUUAGAUCCUUCAAGUGGCGGACAGUAUGGCCAGACGAAUGGGCCAAGCAUUGCCGUGACUGAAAAUCUCUACAGUCAGAUUCCAAUGGCACCACCCAUGUUGCCAUCCAUGGGUGGCGCUCACAAUGGUAUUCCUAUGCCACCACCGAUGCUGAAUCGAGCUACUGCCCCUGGUGGAGGAGCACCAGCAGCUCCUCCACCACCACCAGCAUUUGGCGGCGGGGCACCGAUGUUUAACAGCGGCAACACACAUGGAGGGCCGACUGGAGGUGGCAUCCCACCACCACCUCAACCUCCAGCCGCUCCACCUGCACCACCAAUGAUGGGUGGUGGUGGUGGGGGACCAGGUGGUCCAAGUGGACCAGGCGGUCCUGGAGCACCACCCCCACCACCACCUCCACCUAUGGGUGGCUUAAUGCAGAAGAAAGAUGACCCUGCCGCCGAUUUGAUGGGUUCCUUGGCAGCACAAUUGCAACAAGCUCGACUCAAAAAGAACAAGACUGCACCCCUACCGGCUGAGAAUAGUGGAAGCAGCACAUCAAGUGGUGGCAGUGGAAACUAUGGAACAAUUGGUCGGAGCUCCAAAGGCAUGGCUUCCAUGAUGGACGAAAUGGCCAAAACAUUGGCACGUCGAAGGGCUGUAGCUGAAAGAAAAGAGCCGGAUCCAGCAGAAGAAGCACAAAAUGCCAAACAACGGCCAUGGGAGAAAUCAAAUACUUUGCCACAUAAAUUAGGCGGUUCGAAUUCUAAUGGCAAUUCCAAUUCGGGAAAUAAUAAUUCUUCAAAUAGCGGAAGUGAAUCUCCCCGACCAAUAAGAAAACGGUUUGGCAGUGCCAGUGAAGAAACGAUACUUAAGCAAGUAAAUGGUGAAGGACUCUCGCUUGCGUUGUCAGCCGAUCUAGAUAGUUUAAAAGCUGAACUUGUUCGAGAAAUGCGAUUAGAAAUCCAAAAAGCAAAACAAGAAAUUAUAGAUGCAAUAAAAUCGGAAUUUAAUCGGAGGUAAGAGCAAUGCCCGAUUGUGAGAAGGAACAACAAAAACAAAAAACACACACACACAUACACUAAAGAAACCUAAAAUUACAAGUUUUUAUAUAAAUUUUAAAUUUAAGUUAUACAUAUUAUUAAUGAAAACCAAGCAAAACAAAAACAAAAAUGAAACAUAGUAAAACACGAAAACAAUGAACUGAAAUUAUAUUAAUUCGCUAUAAAAUAUAACAAAAUAAAAUAAAUAAAAAUUAAAUAAAACAAAUAUGUAUGUUAUUAAUUGAAAUAUAAAAUAAACACAAGAAAAAAGAAAAAAGAAAAAAAAAACAAAAAUCAAAUCAACUGUAAGGAAUACGAAUAUUGCUGUAAACAAGAAAAUUAAGAAAAAAUGAAAACUUAUUGAAAAUUUAAAA
Eupeodes corollae is the source of this 3867-nucleotide messenger RNA. RefSeq names its product protein enabled (gene ena). Lineage: Eukaryota; Metazoa; Arthropoda; Insecta; Diptera; Syrphidae. The record is from RefSeq and is a predicted model, not a curated record. The transcript has 11 exons. Gene Ontology annotation, molecular function: SH3 domain binding. The coding region runs from base 1191 to 3473 and encodes 760 amino acids.